Molecule: messenger RNA, 2308 nt
Organism: Menidia menidia (Atlantic silverside)
Lineage: Eukaryota; Metazoa; Chordata; Actinopteri; Atheriniformes; Atherinopsidae
Source: the annotation of a GenBank genome assembly
UCUGUUCUCAGGUUAUUAGAGAGCUCGUUCCUCAACGCCGAAGUGAAAGAAGGGGAAAUUCUCCCACCCACCAUUCAGAGGCUGAUGAAAGGAUACAACAAGUACCUCAGGCCUUUCUUUGACAAUGGUCCUGUAACGGUGGGUAUGAGCUUGGACAUCGCCAGCAUUGACACCAUAUCGGAGAUAAACAUGGACUACACGGCCACCAUAUUUCUCCGCCAGCGGUGGACAGACGAGCGCUUGGUGUUUGAGGGCAACAAGAGCCUGAGCCUGGACGGGCGGCUGGUGGAGCUGCUCUGGGUCCCGGACACGUUCAUCGUGGACUCCAAGAAGUCAUUCCUGCACGACAUCACCGUGGAAAACAGACUCAUCCGCAUCUUCCCCAACGGGACUGUCCUUUAUGCGUUGAGGAUCACCACCACGGUGGCUUGCAACAUGGACCUGACAAAAUACCCCAUGGACAAGCAGACCUGCACACUACAACUGGAGAGCUGGGGCUACAACAUCAAUGAUGUGAUGUUCUACUGGACCAGAGGAAAUGAGUCUGUCAGUGGGUUAGACACUCUUCAGCUGGCUCAGUACACCGUGGAGGACCACUACACGUCAGUCUCAGAGGCCGUCUACGAAACUGGGAAUUACCCCAAGCUGGUUUUCCAUUUUGAGCUGAAGAGGAGCAUUCUGUAUUUCAUCCUGGAGACGUAUGUCCCUUCAAGCCUGCUGGUGGUCCUCUCAUGGGUGUCCUUCUGGAUCUCCCUAUCUUCUGUUCCGGCACGCAUUUGCAUAGGUGUGACCACAGUACUGACCAUGACCACUCUGAUGAUGGGAGCUCGGACAUCGCUGCCCAAUGCCAACUGCUUUAUCAAGGCCAUCGAUGUCUACCUGGGCAUCUGCUUCAGCUUCAUCUUUGGGGCGCUCAUUGAGUACGCCGUGGCCCAUUUCUGCAUCCUCACCCACGCCGACGCUCACAUGCUCAUGGUACCAUGGGGCACCAUGGCUAACUACGGCCACCACCUGCACGACAUGGACGACGAAAUGAACGGCAUCGUCACCACCAUCUCCACUCAGUCCAGAGCCAAGAGACGCAAGGAGCCCGCGGCCACCCCUCCCUCGGCUCCCUCAUCGACGGAGCUGGCUGUCAGGCCAUCCAGCCCCACGGGCAGCGAGCCCAAGCCCGAGGCACCCCCCCCGGAGCCCACCAACCGGUGCCUCGUUGUCCUGGCUACCCUCCGCAAAAUCCUGGGCGCCAUAAGUUUCUGUCAUGUGGAGAACCCCUACCACAUAGACAACUACUCCAGAGUCAGCUUCCCGCUGUCUUUCGUAAUCGUAAACUUGCUCUACUGGACGUAUUAUUUGUAUUUCUAGUGUUUGCUCGAGUGCAGCAUGUGUCCCGGAGGGUAAGACUGAGAGCGUGUGUAGAAAACAAGUGUAUUUAACUGUAUUUAUGUAUGUACAGGAAAUGUUACUUGGGUUCGUUCUGAGCUGAGUUUGUACAAUUUCUACAUUUGGAUUCAGGAGUUUAGUAGCAUAAUCGUGUAGAUGCUUAUGAGUACAGCUUCAUUUGAAAUAUUUUCAUUUUUUUGCGUUGGAUCGCAACUUCAAACUUUAGAGGAGGUUUCUUUAAGAAAAAAAAAAGAAAAAAGACCUGUCUCAUCCCCAAAUUACUAACCAAAAAUAUUUUCAAAAACUGCGUCGAAAGAGAACGAGUGGUCUUUGGUGGUUUCAUUGCAUUCUAAGGUUUUAUGUUACAUCAUAUAAGAAAAAGUCUUCAGUGUCUUGCUAGUUUUUUUAAUUGGAUAAAUACAACCUGGGAUUCAUCAUUUAUUUAAGAAAAACUAAGCCACAGUGCAAAAACGUGUGAAAAACUAAGUACAUCCUAAUAUGUAAUACCAUCAAUUAAAAAAGGAAACGGAUUUAAUGGCUGUGAUCAAAGGUUAUGGCUUAAUUUAUGAUUGUAACAGUCUUUCCCGUCAGUUUGGAAUGAUUUCUGCAUAGUUUUUUAUGAAACAUUCCUGUAAUUCAUAGAGAUUUGCCAACAUUUAAGUACAAUAUCCAAAUUUAGGCUGGGACUCUAGGUUGUUGCAAGACCUUGAUUCUUUUCUGUUAGGAGGCUGGCCUCAGAUUUGACUAAGGUACACAGACCAGUUUACGGUUGGUCCAACAUCUGGCUUCCACCACUCUGUUAAAGUCGGUGGGAUCUGUUUAUGUUGAUGUUUUCCGGGUCAAAAGAUUUGUGGUUUUUUCUGCUGAUCGAGGCCAAUUGCUCUUUUUUCAGACUUCUGGCACCACGAACAUUAACAAAUGGUUUGCU